AGAGGGAAGCUCGGCCUCAACAGUGGAGCCUUGGCCUCUGCUCAUCCAGGGAGAGCCCACUGCCAAAAAGGCCCGGUCAAACCCUCAGGUGUACAUGGACAUCAAGACUGGGAACAAGCCGGCCGGCCGCAUCCAGAUCCUCCUGCGCUCAGACGUCGUUCCCAUGACAACGGUUGAGCAGGCUCCAGUCGAAGCUGUGGCUGAGCCAGCCGAGGAGGAAGCUGCCUGGAAUCUGCACCCUGGGCACGAUUCCUACCCGAGUCCAAGCCUGCUGUCCAUGGCCAACUCCGGCCCAAACACCAACGGCUCCCAGUUCUUCCUGACGUGUGACAAGACGGACUGGCUGGACGGCAAGCACGUGGUGUUCGGGGAGGUCACGGACGGCCUGGACGUCCUGCGGCAGAUGGAGGCACAGGGCAGCAAGGACGGGAAGCCGAAGGAGAAGGUGAUCAUCUCCGACUGUGGGGAGUAUGUGUGAGAAGCGCUGUCUGCACAGCACUGCCGCCCGGAUCCGCGGCCCCGGGCCCAGCACUCGUUAGACGGGUGUUUGUGUGUGUGUGUGU
Pipistrellus kuhlii (Kuhl's pipistrelle) is the source of this 563-nucleotide messenger RNA. RefSeq names its product peptidyl-prolyl cis-trans isomerase E-like. Lineage: Eukaryota; Metazoa; Chordata; Mammalia; Chiroptera; Vespertilionidae. Gene Ontology annotation, biological process: protein peptidyl-prolyl isomerization. The transcript is spliced from 4 exons. Gene Ontology annotation, molecular function: peptidyl-prolyl cis-trans isomerase activity. The coding region runs from base 95 to 478 and encodes 127 amino acids. The record is from RefSeq and is a predicted model, not a curated record. Gene Ontology annotation, cellular component: intracellular membrane-bounded organelle.